AUGUAUACAUUCUUCAAAAAUGAAGAUGCACAAGCUGUACUCGACUACUUUGAGCGCCAACAAGCAGAUAACCCAUCGUUCUUCUAUUCUAUCCAAGUUGACUCAGAAGGCCAGAUGACAAAUUUCUUUUGGGCUGAUGCCAAAUCACGAAUGGAUUAUUUUCACUUUGGUGAUGUUGUGUGUUUCGAUCCUACUUACUGUACAAACAGACUAGCGGCUAAGCAUUUAUCUCACAUUAUUAACGCACAUGCUGAUUUUACUUCUGAUUUUAAUAAAUGUUUGUAUGGUAAUGAGACAAUUGAGGAGUUUGAAUCUGCUUGGGAAUCGAUGCUUAGAACAUAUGAAUUAGAGGAUAACAAAUGGUUGCUGGAUUUGUACAAAAGAAAAGAAAAAUGGGCAUCAGUUUAUACACGUGAUAUAUUUUGUGCGGAUAUGUAUACAACUCAGAGAAGCGAAAGUAUAAAUGUUUAUUUUGAUCAUUUUAUGAAAAGACAUAUGCCACUAUGUGAGUUCAUUAGGCAAUUUGACAGGGCAAUAUUGGCUAGACGAGAAGCUGAAAACGAUCAAGAUUACGAAACAAAAUAUAGAAAACCCAUGUUAAAGUUUUCCGUGAAUAUAGAAAAUCAAGAGGCAUUGGAUAUUUACACAAAGUCAGUCUUCCGCAAGUUCCAAGAACAACUAGCUCAAGCACUUCAUUAUAAUCAGGAUCAAGUUGAACAAAAUGGGACAAAAUUCACUUUUCGUGUUUGGCGGUUUGGGCACGAGAAGAAAAACCGAAAAGUUGUAUACGAUUCUGAUGACAAGAGCGUCAAAUGUAGUUGCCAGUUAUAUGAGUUUGCGGGCUACCUGUGUAGACAUAUCUUAAAGAUUUUCUCUGUUGUGAAUGUGCAAAGUAUUCCACCUCGAUACAUACUAAAAAGGUGGACGUCUGAUGCAAAAUCUGGUUCUGUGAUUUAUGAUCAAGGUGAAGAAAUUACAGAUAUCUGUCGUGAUACUACUAGUGUUCGAUACAGUUACCUUUGUCAAGAAGCUAUUAACAUUGCGAUUAAAGGUUCAACAACCACUGAAAUGUACAAUGUGACAAAGUGCAUUCUUGAUAAAGCACUGAAAGAAGUUGACUAUGCUAUGAGAAAUUUGUCGAUUAAGUCUAAGGAUCAGACCAUGCAAACAAGAGACGAAGAAUGUCUAGAGAAUACAUCUAUGGCUAAAAAGCAGUUGAUACGUGAUCUCACUAUCGCCAAAACUAAAGGGAGGACAGGUAGGAUGAAGGCGUGUAUUGAUAAACGAGUUAACAAGAAACAAAAAGCUACCAGUCCAGCUACAGAUAAAACAUUAAAAUAUUCUGCUAGACGCGGUAAAUCUAAGAAAAGUAUGACAUCUCAAAAACCAAGUCCUACACCAGGAAAAACAAAAGCGACACAGAGUAGUCAGGCAAAGAAUCAUCUGGCAGAAAACUUUGUUCACAAGUAUGUUUCUGUUUCUAAUGGAGGAAACAAACUUAGCUAG
This is a messenger RNA of Papaver somniferum (opium poppy), 1506 nucleotides long. RefSeq names its product protein FAR1-RELATED SEQUENCE 5-like. Gene Ontology annotation, molecular function: zinc ion binding. Bases 1 to 1506 code for a protein of 501 amino acids. The record is from RefSeq and is a predicted model, not a curated record. NCBI's taxonomy places the organism in Eukaryota, Viridiplantae, Streptophyta, Magnoliopsida, Ranunculales, Papaveraceae. The transcript has 5 exons. Gene Ontology annotation, biological process: regulation of DNA-templated transcription.